Molecule: messenger RNA, 1179 nt
Organism: Lingula anatina
Lineage: Eukaryota; Metazoa; Brachiopoda; Lingulata; Lingulida; Lingulidae
Biological process (GO): biosynthetic process
Molecular function (GO): catalytic activity
Source: RefSeq, a predicted model, not a curated record
AUGCCGCCGUAUUUGCCUAUGCCAGGUCAGAUAUCAAGAAACCCAUCUUUAAUAGCAGGACUCCGUGUUUUACUAGUUUCCAACUCUGUCAACAGUUUGACCAAUAGAGUUAAGAUGACCUUACAAAGACUGAAGGUAAUUACCCAUGUCGUUCCGUUCGUUUGUGGAAGCGCCAUGGAAAAUGCAGUAACACUCUACCAACCCGACGUCAUCAUCUGCCCGUACCUUACAAAAUACAUCCCAGAAAGCAUAUGGCAGACGACCAAGCGGCCAUGUUUGGUUUUUCAUCCGGGUAUUGCAGGUGACCGCGGACGGAAUUCCAUUGAUUGGGCCAUACGACAAGACAAGAGGGAAUGGGGUGCGACGCUGCUGCAAGCUAGCCCGGUUAUGGACGGAGGCGACAUCUGGAGUACAGGGACAUUUCCGUUAAAAGCAGACGCCACGAAAACAGGAGUGUACGGUGGGGAAAUCAGUGACAUGGCCGCCGAGCUGGUCGUUGACGGGCUUACGAGGUAUCGACUUGGAGUGAUUCCAACGCCACUUGAUUACAAUCGACCAGAAAUAAAAGGCUGUCCGUUGCCCCCAAUGAAAAAGUCCGACAGGGAGAUUGACUGGUCUGCCUCAGCUGAAGAAAUAUGCCGAAUCAUUCGAAGUUCCGACACACAUCCAGGCGCCCUUGCAAAUAUCACAUUCCGCGACAACAACACAGAACUAACCGAAACUUAUCGGGUAUACGGUGCCCACAUAGAGCAAGACCGUGGUGGAGCUUUGGAACAAAGGUUGAAUGCCCACCAACCUGGUUCUGUAAUUGGAAAGAAGCAGGGGGCACUUUUGGUAAAAAGCGGAGACAAGCUGGGAGUUUGGAUAACUUGCCUGAAGGACAAAAAGAAGUUGUCCCUCAAGAUUCCAGCAGUGUCUGCAAUUUCACCAACUCUGGCCUUGGGAAUUGCGGAUUUGAGCAAUUUGUCUUCAUAUAAUCAAGUCUGGGUGAGUCAUUCCGGACAAGCGUGCUACAUUCACUUUGAUUUUUACAAUGGUGCUAUGGACAGCAACCAGGCAGAUCAUUUGACAGAGGUCCUUGGUCAAGUUGCCAAGAUGAGCCACAUCCGAGUUGUUGUGUUGAUGGGCGGAGAGCGUUUCUUUUCGACAGGUGAGAUCUUGAUGUAUACAGAUNUCUAA